This is a messenger RNA of Alternaria alternata, 501 nucleotides long. RefSeq lists its product as hypothetical. Lineage: Eukaryota; Fungi; Ascomycota; Dothideomycetes; Pleosporales; Pleosporaceae. Bases 1 to 501 code for a protein of 166 amino acids. The transcript has a single exon. The record is from RefSeq and is a predicted model, not a curated record.
AUGACAACCGUUGAGGAGAUCCAUACCAAAGAACCCAAGACUGGAAAUGAUAUGAUGCCUACUGCAUCAGAGGACAUGCCAAAACACAUGCAUUACAGGCCUUCUGGGCAGGAUUUCGUGGGGCAGCAGGUCAUAUCUCUCUAUGCCGACGGCAACUGGUGGCUAUGGGCUUAUCACGAUGUCUACUUUGUCCAAGAGGACUGGGUUGAACGAUUCGCCAUCCAUAACGAUCUGGAAAAACCUAUCAAGGAGACAAGGACACUCGAGCGUGGCAGUCGCGUGAUCAACGGGACCGAAAUGCCUGGAGUCACUGCCGGCGUAGGUUUCUCUGGAUGGGGAUUCAGCAUGAAUGUUGGCGCAGAUAAGCAGGACAAAGUUUUCUCAUCGAACGAGACAUCGGAAGUUGUAACAUUCAAGCGAGAGUUUGACAUCGAACCGAAGAAGAGUCUCAUCGGAUACCAAAAAGUAUACACCUUUCGGCUUAAAGUAUGGUUCAUGUGA